Xenopus tropicalis (tropical clawed frog) is the source of this 2862-nucleotide messenger RNA. RefSeq lists its product as uncharacterized. Gene Ontology annotation, cellular component: plasma membrane. Gene Ontology annotation, biological process: bile acid and bile salt transport; transmembrane transport. The coding region runs from base 284 to 1327 and encodes 347 amino acids. Gene Ontology annotation, molecular function: carbohydrate binding; protein heterodimerization activity; transmembrane transporter activity. Lineage: Eukaryota; Metazoa; Chordata; Amphibia; Anura; Pipidae. The record is from RefSeq and is a predicted model, not a curated record. The transcript is spliced from 6 exons.
UAGUAUUCUCCCCUCCGAGCCAGGGAGUCACCGCAGCCGCCUCUCUCCCACAAUAGGGGGCCCUCCAGCUAAACUUGUACCCCUCUGUCCCCUACAGACACAGCCGCAGCCCCCCCUGCUCACCGACAGCACUUACCUGACUUGGCAUUUGCAGGGGAGAGAAUAAAACUUUAUAUUUUCCCUGUUUUUACUCAUUCUAGACCUAGAAUUUUGCAGAAUUUUGGGAUUGCGUGCCCCCCCCCCCCCCAACAGCGUGAAUUUCUCCCAGACACCGAGAGGUACCAUGGACUUGGGCAAGUUCUGUCUUGGCAGCUUGUGGAUCUGCUUUCUGCUGGAGGUUACGGGGGCCCGGGGCUUCAUGAUAAAGAACGCCCAGCUGGAGAGAUGCGUUCAUGUGAAUCAGGAGAGCGGGCGAGUCUCCGUAGCAAAGUGCAAGCUUCACUCCCUGCACCAGCAGUGGGUUUGGGACGCAGAGAAGAACUUUAUAAUGAACGUGAAAAGCAACCAGUGUCUGACCGUCCCGGAAAUACAAGAGUUCUCCACCCUAAAGCUGGGGCCUUGUGACAGCAAAGAGCAUCAAGCCUGGACCUGUGAUAAAAUGGGCCACUUGGUUCUCCAGCCCCACGGACUCUACCUAACGGCAAAGCCCGAGUCCAAGAAGGUAUUUGUGUCCAAGGGGAGGGAUAAAUUCAGCAAAUGGAAGACGGAGUUGAAUGCCCCAGUCUGCAAGGGCUUCAUCAAACCUUCUGAGCCCCUCGAGCCAAGCAAGACCCCCGAAAUGGACACUGUCACACAACUGGCGUAUGGAUCUAAUUAUGGCAGCACCAGAGCAGAAUUAAGGAGGUUCCCUUCCAGCCCCGGCCUAAUCCAGACCAGUUACACCACUCGGCCUCCUGGACGUAACGCCACGUUGAACUCUACUGACACUGGGAAGUUCACUCCAAGACACAUUGGUGAAGUUGGGCAGCAGUUCGUCAGUGCCCGGGAAAGCACGGUGGAGACCCAGUAUCAGUACAGACAGGGAAGUAACAGCUGGAAGGCGGCCAUGUUGGUCCUGAGCCCCCUGACUUUCAUCCUGGGGAUGAUCAUUCUGGCAAUGAAUGUGCGGUUGAACAGGAAAAGGAAACUCCAGUCUACCCAGUGCGGUCGCCCCAAAGCCACCCAUAGCUUGGGUUCUGCACAAGAGCGGCGCCCCCUGACGGCCACGGGAGACACAUCGGGGGGCUCGGGACAAGCCCCCCACUCUCCAUCCAUUAAACAUGGGGAGAUCCUAAUUGAAUGGAAGGACGGUACCAUCACCCCUCUCUUUGACCAGCAAACAAACUGAUUGGAUUCUCUGCAGGGGCAAAACCCCUCCUCCCAAUAACUCCGCCCAUUCCUCGCUUGCGCACCGUUAUUAACCGUCGCUUCCAACAAUCACAAAAUAUUAGAAGUUCUUAGUGAGUUUUUACUUGAGGGCAUCGUCAUGGAGAUGGCGGUGGGCAUGGCUGACCCCAGAAUAAUACAGCCCAGUAGGCUUAUUCUCUAUCCUUACAGUAGGAUGGCAGGGGGCUAAGCCUGCAGAAUAUCACUGAUUAUGCCCCAUACCAUGCCCAGGGUGCUGGGGGGCUACACAUGGACUGGGAUCCAAAGUGCAGAGGCCAAUGGCAGAGCACCGAGAGCAACCGAGUGGAUAAUGUGGGGCAAUAAAUGGAAACCCUCAAACCAAAUUCAUGUUCAAUUCUUCUGAGCACUUUUGCACUUUGCUAUAUUUUUUCUAGUUUUCCAGAUAUUAGCAGUUCUUAAUCAAGCCCCGCCUUCUGGGCACAGUCGGCUGUCAAAAUGAGGCUCUUGGGAGGUUGCUCUGCUUAGAAAUGAAGAUAUUGGGCCGAGAAGAGCCAUUGGAUGUUUCUAUAGACAGUUGUAAGUGAUGCAACAUCACAUGACUUUCCUCAUCCUUUUCAAGGGGUCCAGGGUCGGACUGGGCCACCGGAACACAGGGAAAAAUCCCGGUGGGCCCCGACGGCCCAGUCUGACCCUUACCUGCGCUCCUCCUGCCCGAACGCCGAGUGGGGUCCCCUGCGGGGGGGGGGGUUAGGGGACGUGGCCAGCGGGGGCACCUGCAGGGCCCUGCACCCCCCAGUCUGACCCUGAAGGGGUUGUUUACCUUAUAAACAUUUACUACAAUGUAGAUAGAGAGUGCUAUUUUGAAACAAUUUGCCAUUGGUCUUUCUUUUUUAACUCCCCGGUGAUAUGGUUAAAAAGCAAAUCAUUAAAAAAAAUGAUAAAAAUUAAAAAAAAGACCAACUGAAAAGUUGCCAAGAACUGGCCAUUCCACAACAUACUAAAAGUUAACGUGAAGGAGAGCCCACCCCUUUAAUUCUGUCGGCAGUUGGCCGAAAUGACCUGUAGGUGGAGCUGUCGUUUCAAAUUCAUUAAAGAGGUAGCUUACCCUUUAGUAUGUUAUUCAAUGGCCAAUUCUUAGCAACUUUUUCAUUGGUCUUCAUUAUUUAUUUUGUAUCAUUUUUUAAUUAUUUGCCUUCUUCUUCUGACCCCGGAACCAAAAAAAUUGUUAUUGUUACUUUUUAUCCCUUAUCUUUCUGUUCAGGCUCUUUCCUAUUCCUAUUCCUUUCUCUCAGUCAAACCACUACCUGGUUGCUAGGGUAAUGUAGACCCUAGCAACCAGAAAAUAUAGUAACUUGCAAAAAUGCUCAGGAGUGCAAUGUAAUUGCACAUUCAUUUGUACUGAGGAUUUACAUUUCCUAUAAAGGGAAACUAAACCUUUUUUUACAUUUCCCUUUGUAUUUGACAUUAAAUGGCAGCUGCACAAUGACGUUCCUGUUGCUCCUGUAACUGCUAUAAAUGUAACUGAUUCUGCUGCAA